This is a messenger RNA of Seriola dumerili (greater amberjack), 3592 nucleotides long. RefSeq names its product calcium voltage-gated channel auxiliary subunit alpha2delta 2 (gene cacna2d2a). Gene Ontology annotation, cellular component: voltage-gated calcium channel complex. The coding region runs from base 264 to 3587 and encodes 1107 amino acids. The transcript has 38 exons. Gene Ontology annotation, molecular function: voltage-gated calcium channel activity. The record is from RefSeq and is a predicted model, not a curated record. Lineage: Eukaryota; Metazoa; Chordata; Actinopteri; Carangiformes; Carangidae.
GCGCAAAUAGGCAGCCAGGCACAUCAGCAGCAGCGGCAGAGCAUCUUCCUGAUCCUGAUCUCCCGUGUCUUCAGCUUCCAGUCCUCUGUGUGCGUCUCUGAUUGAGAUUUCACUGCCCGACUGAAGUGUCCAGAAGCCUCCGCCAACCAUCACCUCCCACCACACACUUUCUCUGGAGCUCGGUUAUUCUUAGCUCAGCUGCGAGAGACUGUCCUUCCGGUCCUUCUCUUAUUUAUCCCAGUUUCUUGAAUAUUUAAUGGAAAAUGGCGAUCUGCGCGCAGUCGUACGGUAUUUUCUGCCUCUUCACAAUUCAAACUGUACUUAUCAUAUGCGUCUCCACGCCGACAGACGGGACCCAUCUCUUCCCCCAGAACUACACAAUGAUUCACUGGGCUGGACGCAUCGAGAAAGAGCUGGAAAAGGUUCUGCAACACAUCACCGGAACUCAGCAGAUGAGAUCGAUUUAUAAUGAGAAGAAGAGCCAGUUUGAAAUCAAGAAAAACAACCCCAAGGACUUGGUGGAGAGAGUGGCACGGGACAUCUCCAAGCUGCUCAACAGUAAGAGGAAAGCCCUGGAGAAACUGGCCAGGGAGGCGGAGCAGCUUCAGAAGGAGCAUGUAUGGCAAGACGGUGUGACGGAGAAUGCCAUUUCAUACUACGAUUCCAAAGCGGAUUCAGACUAUACGGAGGACGGAGAAGAAGAGAACCCGCUGGAGACCACAACCUCUUUGGAGCUGGAGUUUGUGGACGAUCCAAACUUUAAAAACAAGGUCAACUACUCCUCCAGUGCGGUCCAGAUUCCUACAGACAUAUACAAAGGCUCCCCUGUCAUCCUAAAUGAGUUAAACUGGACCCAGGCUCUGGAGAGGGUCUUCAUUGAAAACCGUCGGGAGGACAGCUCUCUGCGGUGGCAGGUGUUUGGCAGUGCCACAGGAGUGACACGAUACUACCCAGCCACUCCAUGGAGGGCACCCAACAAGAUCGACCUGUAUGACGUCCGCAGAAGACCAUGGUAUAUCCAAGGUGCAUCGUCUCCAAAGGACAUGGUCAUCAUUGUGGAUGUGAGCGGAAGUGUCAGCGGACUCACUCUGAAGCUCAUGAAAACCUCUGUUGUGGAGAUGCUGGAGACUCUGUCAGAUGAUGACUAUGUGAAUGUGGCCAGGUUCAAUGAGAAGGCCGACGCUGUUGUUCCUUGCUUCAGGACUUUGGUCCAAGCCAACGUUCGUAACAAGAAGAUCUUCAAGGAGGCCGUCAUGCAUAUGCAAGCCAAAGGAACAACAGAUUACAAGUCCGGCUUCACAUUCGCCUUUGAACAGCUUCUCAAUGAAAGCAGCGCCCCGCGGGCCAACUGCAAUAAGAUGAUAAUGAUGUUUACAGAUGGCGGGGAGGAUCGUGCACAAGAAAUCUUUGAGAAGUACAACUGGCCCAACAAAACAGUUCGUGUGUUCACCUUCUCUGUUGGCCAACAUAAUUAUGAUGUCACACCUUUGCAGUGGAUAGCAUGUGCCAAUAAAGGUUACUACUUUGAAAUUCCAUCGAUUGGAGCCAUCAGAAUCAACACCCAGGAAUACCUGGAUGUCCUGGGCCGUCCCAUGGUGCUGGCUGGGCCUAGAGCAAAGCAGGUGCAGUGGACAAACGUCUACCAGGACGCACUGGGUUUGGGCCUUGUCAUCACUGGGACAAUGCCAGUCUUCAACCUCACUGCAGAUACUGUGAGCUCUCAGAACCAGCUCAUCCUGGGAGUUAUGGGAGUAGAUAUUGCAAUCAACGAAAUCAAAAGGAAGACUCCUACGUACAGACUUGGAGCCAAUGGUUACACUUUCGCCAUCGAUCCAAAUGGCUACGUACUGCUGCAUCCCAACCUGCGACCUAAGAUCAUUAACUUUAGGGAGCCCGUCACUCUGGACUUUCUGGACGCAGAGCUGGAGGACAGCAACAAGGAGGAGAUCCGCCGACAGAUGAUUGAUGGCAAAUCAGGGCAAAGGAAAAUCAAGACGCUCAUUAAGUCAGUUGAUGAGAGGUACAUCGAUGAGGCCAUGCGGACAUACACAUGGACGCCUGUGGAUGGUACAGAUUACAGUCUAGGGUUGGUACUGCCCACAUAUAGUGAGAACCACAUCAAGGCCAACCUGAGUGACCAGAUCCUUCAGGUGCAGUAUUUUGAAUCACUGCUGCCAAACAGUUUUGAGUCUGAAGGACAUGUAUUCAUUGCUCCCAGGGAGUACUGCAAUGACCUGGAACUGUCUUACAACAACACUGAGUUCCUGCUCAAUUUUAUUGCUCUCAUGGAGAAGGUGACACCAGACUCUAAACAAUGUGACAAUUUGCUCCUUCAUAACCUGAUUCUGGACACUGGCAUCAUCAGGCAGCUGGUUGAGAAAGUGUGGAAAAAUAAAGACUUGAAUACAUAUGGCUUUCUAGCCGUGUUUGCUGCGACAGAUGGAGGUAUAACAAGAGUGUUUCCAAACAAGGCUGCAGAAACAUGGGAGGAAGACCCUGAGCCAUUUAAUGCCAGCUAUUACCGCCGCAGUCUCGACAACAAGGGCUACAUCUUCCGAGCGCCUUAUCGAACAGCCAGGGACGAAUUGCUGAACCCAGAAAAUGACACCAUAGGCAUCCUGGUCAGCACGGCUGUGGAGAUCACAAUAGGAGGAAAGACCAUCAAACCUGCAGUGGUUGGAGUGAAACUAGAUCUUGAAGCCUGGACGGAUAAGUUCAAGAUUCUUGCCACCAACCACACAGACAAUCGUCAAGGCUCAAAUACGUGUGGACCAAACAGGGAGUGUGAAAUGGACUGUGAAGCCAACAGUGAUGAUCUCCUGUGUUAUUUAAUAGACGAUGGUGGAUUCCUGAUCAUGUCCAAUCAGAAGGAUGACUGGAACAAGGUGGGAAUGUUCUUCAGUGAUGUUGAUCCGUACUUGAUGUACGCUCUCUACAACAAUUCCUUCUACAACCGCAAGCAGUCAUUUGACUACCAGUCUGUGUGUGAACGGGUGCCCAACAGUGAAGCUGGAGCUGCGCCCAGAGGAGUGUUUGUGCCUACAAUUGCCGAUUUUGUAAACCUGGCAUGGUGGACAUCAGCAGCUGCAUGGUCCUUGUUCCAACAGUUUAUCUAUGGACUGGCUUAUCAUAGUUGGUUCGUCACAGAUGAGGUGGAUGCAGAUGGAAUCGAUUCCAAAGAGCGGAGUUGUGUAAUGAUCCAGACCCAGUUCUACUUAAGUAAUCUCAGCAGCUCCUACUACAUACUGCAAGACUGUGGCAACUGCUCCAGGCUGAUUCAUGCCAAGAGGAUAAACAACACCAACUUACUGUUUGUGGUGGCAGAGAAGAUGCCAUGCAACACCUGCGAGAUAGAGAAGCUGUCCCAGGAGGAGGAGGAGUUCAAGGAGGAAAAUCCAUGUGAAGAAAUGACUGUGGCACGUUAUCGAAAAGGACCGUCUACCUGCUUUGACAUGAACAUCGCCGAGAACACGUCGGACUGUGGGCGAGGUCACUCUUUCCGUCCGUCUCUCUACACUUUACUGCUCAUCCAGCUGCUUCUGCUUUAUCCGGCUGUCAGCCCCCACAUUCACUCCCUACUACAUUAAUUACA